This is a messenger RNA of Arachis stenosperma, 2878 nucleotides long. RefSeq names its product serine/threonine-protein kinase-like protein ACR4. The transcript is spliced from 3 exons. NCBI's taxonomy places the organism in Eukaryota, Viridiplantae, Streptophyta, Magnoliopsida, Fabales, Fabaceae. Gene Ontology annotation, molecular function: protein kinase activity; protein binding; ATP binding. Gene Ontology annotation, biological process: protein phosphorylation. The coding region runs from base 1 to 2784 and encodes 927 amino acids. The record is from RefSeq and is a predicted model, not a curated record.
AUGGGGUUCUCAGUGAGAUACUUGUUAAUCUAUGGUUUGAACAUGCAAAUGUGGUUAUUUUUUCAUGUGAUGGUUCUAUCAUACUUGUGGUCACAAGUUACAAGUCUUGGAUCCAUGUCUUCCAUUGCAAUAUCUUAUGGAGAACAAGGUUCAGUCUUUUGUGGUUUGAAGCUUGAUGGGUCCCAUACUGUUACCUGUUAUGGAUCCAACACAGCCAUAAUCUAUGAAACACCAUCACAUUUCUCAUUCAUUGGUCUAACUGCUGGUGAUGGCUUUAUAUGUGGACUUUUAAUGGAUUCAAACCAACCCUAUUGUUGGGGUAGCAGUGGCUACAUUGAAAUGGGGGUGCCUCAACCAAUGAUCAAGGAAGCUGAAUACAUAGACAUCAGUGCUGGUGAUCACCAUGUAUGUGGAUUGAGGAAGCCAUUAACUGGAAGAUUCAGGAACACUUCAUUUGUUGAUUGUUGGGGUUACAACAUGACUAGGAACUAUGUGUUUGAUGGAAUGUUUCAGUCAAUUUCAGCAGGUUCUGGAUUCAACUGUGGCCUUUUCUCUCAGAAUAGGAGUGUGUUCUGCUGGGGUGAUGAGACUAGUAGCAGGGUCAUUACUUUGAUUCCAGAUGACAAAAGAUUCCAGAGAAUCUCAGCUGGUGGAUACCAUGUUUGUGGAAUAUUGGAAGGUGUGAAGAAUUCAAGAGCUGUUUGUUGGGGAAGAAGCUUGGAUAUAGAAGAAGAAAUCUCAGUUUCAGUGAAACAACAUGCUGGUAGUUAUGGUCAAGGUAAUGUUGAUUUGGCACCAAGUGAUCCAAUGCUAUCUGUUGUUGGAGGAAAGUUUCAUGCAUGUGGAAUCAAGAGCUAUGAUAGGGAAGUGAUUUGUUGGGGAUUCAUCAUCAAACCAAGCACACCACCACCAAGUGGAACCAAGGUGUUUGAGAUUGCUGGUGGUGAUUACUUCUCUUGUGGUGUUCUUGCUGAAAGAUCUCUUAUGCCUGUUUGCUGGGGUGUUGGUUUUCCAAAAACACUACCUUUGGCUGUUUCACCAGGAAUGUGCAAGUCAAAUCCAUGUCCUCCUGGAUUCUAUGAGAUUGAUCUCCAAAAGGGUCUUUGCAAGUCAACAGAUUCAAGAAUUUGCGUUCAUUGCAGCAGUGGUGAUUGUCCUUCUGAGAUGUACCAGAAGAGUUCUUGUGGUGUGAAUUCUGAUAGAAUAUGUGAAUAUAAUUGUUCUUCAUGUUUUUCAUCUAAGUGCUUAUCAAAUUGCUCAUCUUCUAAUUCUGAGAAGAAGAAAAAUGAUGAUAAGUUUUGGGCUUUGCAGUUACCAGUUGUUAUUGCUGAGAUUGCUUUUGCAGUGUUCUUGGUUUGUAUUGUGUCGUUGACUUCAGUUUUGUAUGUUAAAUACAAGCUAAGAGAUUGUGAGUGUUCUUCAGUAAGGUCAAAGGUGAAGAAACUCAAUGGUGGUUCUAGCAGCAAGAACAGGACAAAUUUGGAGGAGUUCAAGAUUAGGAGGGCCCAAAUGUUCACCUAUGAGGAGCUUGAAACUGCAACUAAUGGAUUCAAAGAAGAAUCCAUUGUUGGGAAAGGAAGCUUCUCUUGUGUGUUCAAGGGUGUUCUGAAAGAUGGCACUGUUGUUGCUGUUAAGAGGGCCAUAGUUUCCACAAACAUGCAGAAGAAUUCAAAGGAGUUUCACACAGAACUUGACUUGCUAUCAAGGUUGAACCAUGCACAUUUGCUGAACCUAUUAGGAUAUUGUGAAGAAGGAAAUGAAAGGCUUCUUGUCUAUGAGUUCAUGGCCCAUGGUUCCUUGCAUCAACACCUUCAUGGACCAAAUAAGGUGUUAAAGGAGCAGCUAGAUUGGAUAAGGAGAGUAACAAUUGCAGUCCAAGCAGCAAGAGGAAUUGAGUAUUUGCAUGGAUAUGCAUGUCCACCAGUGAUUCACAGAGACAUAAAAUCAUCAAACAUUCUCAUUGAUGAAGAACACAAUGCAAGAGUUGCUGAUUUUGGCUUGUCAUUGUUAGGCCCUGCAGACAGUGGUUCACCACUUGCUGAAUUACCAGCUGGUACUCUUGGUUAUCUUGAUCCAGAGUACUAUAGGCUUCACUACCUCACCACAAAAUCUGAUGUAUAUAGCUUUGGUGUUCUGUUAUUGGAGAUUCUAAGUGGUAGAAAAGCCAUUGACAUGCAAUAUGAAGAAGGGAACAUUGUUGAAUGGGCAGUGCCAUUGAUCAAGUCAGGUGACAUAGCUGCAAUAUUAGACCCAGUUUUGAAACCUCCUAGUGAUCUUGAGGCCUUGAAAAGGAUUGCAAAUGUGGCAUGCAAAUGUGUGAGGAUGAGAGGGAAAGAAAGACCUUCAAUGGACAAAGUAACAACAGCAUUGGAAAGAGGGUUAGCAAUGCUAAUGGGAAGUCCUUGCAUUGAGCAACCAAUUUUGCCAACUGAGGUUGUUUUGGGAAGCAAUAGGUUGCACAAGAAAUCAUCACAAAGAUCAUCAAAUAGAUCAGCUUCUGAGACCACUGAGGUAGCAGAAACUGAGGAUCAAAGGAUUGAGUUCAGGGCACCAUCAUGGAUAACAUUCCCAAGUGUUACAUCUUCUCAGAGGAGGAAGUCUUCAGUGUCAGAUGCUGAUGUUGAAGGAGGGAAGAACAACAACAAUAACAUUAGUAAUAAUGCAGAAGUGAAUAAGAAUUUGGGAAAUGUUGUUGGUGUUGGUGGUGAUGGUUUGAAGAGUCUUGAGGAAGAGAUUGGACCUGCUUCUCCUAGAGAGAGGUUGUUCUUGCAACAUAACUUCUAAGUUCUAACCAACCAUAUAUAUCUUCUUGGAGGAAACUUUUAAUUUGGUUUCAUUUCUUAGAUGAUCUUGUUCUUUGUAUUUGUUUAGAUACUUG